AUGUCCGUUAAUUUGACGUUAGAUAUAUAUAUUUACCUCCUCAGUAAUGCAAGAAGUCUUUGUGGAAAGCAGAGAAGCAAGCAACUACAUUUCUUAUGUUCACCUAAAUACUAUUGGAGGUACGUCAGUCUACAAAGAGGUUUUCAGACGAGCAAAGUAAGAUGUAAAUGGACCAAAAGUGAAGCACAUUCUUGCAGUAAGUGCUACCCCUGCCUAAGCAACCAUGGUUUACGUAUUGGAAUUUUGAAACUUAGCACUUCUGCUCCCAAGGGACUUACAAAAGUGAGCAUUCAUAUGUCCCGUAUUAAAACCACUCUGCACUCUGUUUCAAAGGCUGUUUUUGGAAGUCAGAAUGAAAUGAUUUCACGUUUAGCUCAAUUUAAGCCAAGUUUUGGAAUACUGAGGAAAGUACCAGAUAAUGACUUGUUGAAACAGAAAAACAUUGAAGAAGCCAUCAAAACACUGCAAAAGCCGAGUGACCUACUAGCGUCAGAGAGUUCUUUUCCAGAAGAAAAAACUCAGGUUAUACUUAAAGAUGAAGAUAUAAGUAAACAAAGCCUUCUUCAAUACCCAGGCAGCAUAUCCACAAAAUUUGAAGAGAGUGUCUCCUUUUUAUCAAACCAUAUUAAUUCAUAUUUUCUACGGAAGGAAAAAAUGGCUUCGAAAAAAGAAAGUAAAAAUCUCCAGGAUAAAACCGAGCCUGAAGGUAAAACAUUUAAAGGUGAUGAGCCUGUCCUUUCUCCAGAUCCUGGCAUCAUGACUGAUGACAAACCACACUCAGAAUCUUCCACAGAUACCGCAAGUUCUGGGGAGACUCCUGGAGACACCCCCGUUUCUACUAAGCAAAGUAUUACUAGCUUUCUCUCUCGUCCAACUGGAGGUGUCCAAGCUUUAGUAGGUGGUUACAUUGGUGUCUUGGUCCCCAAGUUAAAGCCUGAGACAAAAACUGUGUCAGAAGAAAAAGAGGCUGUUAAAGCUGAACCCCCUGACAAAAAAGACAAAGCAGCCGAAGAGAAAAAGCAUUUAUCUCUUCAGAGAGAAAAGAUUAUUGCAAGAGUGAGUAUUGAUAACAGAACCCGCGCCCUAGUUCAGGCAUUGAGAAGAACAACUGAUCCAAAACUCUGCAUCAGUAGGGUCGAAGAACUGACCUUCCACCUCCUAGAAUAUCCUGAAGGAAAAGGAGUGGCUGUCAAGGAAAAACUUAUUCCAUGUUUGUUACGAAUUCGACAAACUAAAGAUGAAACUCUUCAGGCUGCAGUGAGAGAAAUCUUGGCCUUAAUGGGCUACGUGGAUCCAGUGAAGGGGAGAGGAAUUAGAAUUCUCACAAUUGAUGGUGGAGGAACCAGAGGCGUGGUUACUAUUCAGACACUGCGAAAACUAGUUGAACUUACCCAGAAGCCAGUUCAUCAGCUCUUUGAUUACAUUUGUGGUGUCAGUACAGGUACUGUGUUAGCUUUCAUGUUGGGGUUGUUUCAUAUGCCCCUGGAUGAAUGUGAGGAACUUUAUCGAAAAUUAGGAUCCGAUGUGUUUUCACAAAAUGUCAUUGUUGGGACAGUCAAAAUGAGUUGGAGCCAUGCAUUUUAUGACAGUCAAACAUGGGAAAAGAUUCUCAAGGAUAGAAUGGGAUCUUCUCUAAUGAUUGAAACAGCAAGAAAUCCCACAUGUCCCAAGGUAGCUGCAGUGAGUACCUUAGUGAACAAAGGAGUAACACCGAAAGCGUUUGUGUUCCGGAACUAUGGUCAUUCUCCAGGGGUCAACUCGCACUAUCUGGGGGGCUGUCAGUAUAAGCUGUGGCAGGCCAUUAGAGCGUCGUCCGCCGCCCCUGGCUACUUUGCAGAGUAUGCGCUGGGAAACGAUCUUCAUCACGAUGGAGGUCUGCUUAUGAAUAACCCUUCAGCAUUAGCAAUGCAUGAGUGUAAAUGCCUUUGGCCUGAUGUCCCAUUAGAAUGCAUAGUAUCCCUGGGCACUGGACGGUAUGAGAGUGACGUGAAGAACACCGUGAUGCACACAAGCUUGAAGGCCAAACUGUCUCAUGUUAUCAACAGUGCGACAGAUACAGAAGAAGUGCAUAUAAUGCUUGAUGGUCUGUUGCCGCCCGACACCUACUUUAGGUUCAAUCCUGUAAUGUGUGAAAACAUACCUCUAGAUGAGAGUCGAAAUGAAAAGUUGGAUCAACUGCAGUUGGAAGGGUUGAGGUACAUAGAAAGAAAUGAAGAAAAAAUGAAAAAAGUUGCAAAAAUUUUAAGUCAAGAGAAAACAACUCUGCAGAAAAUUAACGACUGGAUAAAACUGAAAUCUGACAUGUAUGAAGGCCUCCCAUUUUUUUCCAAAUUGUGA
This is a messenger RNA of Elephantulus edwardii (Cape elephant shrew), 2337 nucleotides long. RefSeq names its product patatin-like phospholipase domain containing 8 (gene PNPLA8). Gene Ontology annotation, biological process: arachidonate metabolic process. The coding region runs from base 1 to 2337 and encodes 778 amino acids. The record is from RefSeq and is a predicted model, not a curated record. Gene Ontology annotation, cellular component: membrane. Lineage: Eukaryota; Metazoa; Chordata; Mammalia; Macroscelidea; Macroscelididae. The transcript has 9 exons.